AUGACGGAGGCUGAUCCCGAGCUCUACUAUGAGAGUGGAGGUUAUGAUGUAGAGUUGUUUGUUGACCCUCCAGACCCAGAGUGGAUUUGUGCCAUAUGCCAAGGUGUUCUUAGAUGCCCAGUGCGGGCACCUUGCCAUCACAUCUUCUGCAAAAAAUGCAUAUUACAGUGGCUGAAAAGGCAGGAGACGUGCCCUUGCUGUCGAAAACCCAUUAAUCAUAACUUAAUAUUGGUGAUGUACAAACUGAGCAAGUCAAUCGGCCGCCUGAAGAUCAAGUGCAAGAACGAGAUCCGCGGCUGCCGCGCAACCUUCCCGCUGUCCGAGCAGUACUGCCACAGCCUGGACUGCGUGUUCGAGUUGGUGGGCUGCCCGUACCGCGGCUGCCGCGCUCAGUUGCUGCGGCGCGACCUGGAGACGCACACGCGCCACUGCGAGCACUGGAGCCAGCCAUGCCACAUGGGCUGCGGGGUGCUGCUCAGCCACGGUACCCAGGCCCAGCACAACUGCUACCAGCAGCUGCGGCUGCAGCACGAGGCCCAGCGCCAGAGCCACCGCACCGUGGCCAUCGCCCUCAAGAAGAAGAUGCGGCGCAUGCAGAAGGCCAUGGACCACAUGAAGGAGCAGAUCGCGCUCAUCUGCGAGAGCCUGGAGGUCCUGGACGACAAGGAGGAGGACGAGGAGGAGGGGGGUGUCAGCAGCGGGAGGAUCGGCAGCUUCUGAGGAAGGGCUUCCAUGAAUUGGGGCCCUCUAUUUGCUUUGUGGACUGAGCUAUGGGUUGAAUAGGAUGACAGUGUAUUGCAGAAAGAAUGGACAUUAUUUAUACCACACAUAAUAUCAAUAUGAGAGAUGGACCUUUUGAGUUUGUGUUUUUUUAUAGCAAAGGGUGAAAAUUUAUAUGAAAUUGCCUAUGCAUGAGUACAAAUGGAGAGAAAAACAGUAUUAAAGUUAUUUUUAAGUUCCCAAAC
This is a messenger RNA of Engraulis encrasicolus (European anchovy), 965 nucleotides long. Its product is annotated as RING finger protein 151-like. The record is from RefSeq and is a predicted model, not a curated record. NCBI's taxonomy places the organism in Eukaryota, Metazoa, Chordata, Actinopteri, Clupeiformes, Engraulidae. Gene Ontology annotation, molecular function: zinc ion binding. The transcript is spliced from 4 exons. The coding region runs from base 1 to 720 and encodes 239 amino acids.